CUGCAGGAAUUUAGCCCCGAAGAAUUCUACCAGUUGUUAGAAUCAGCUGAAUAUGUUGCAAAGGAAAGUAGGGGUUGCAUUGGAACUGAGAUACCACAGUAUAUAGUACAACAGUUGGGACUUACUUCGAGUAUAUUAAAAGUUCGUUCGUCAUCGAGCGAUUCGGAAGAAAAUGAGGAAAAUUCGUGUCCACAACCACAACAAGUCACUGAAGAUGAUUUUAUUGUCAAGAAACUCAUCAGUAAUGGAGCAUAUGGCUCUGUAUUCCUGGUGCGACACAAAGAAACUUCACAGCGAUUCGCGCUCAAAAAGAUAAAUAAGCAUAACCUGGCCCUGCGCAAUGAAGUGCAGCAGGUUUUCGCAGAGCGUGACAUCCUCACAUUUGUCGAGAACCCCUUCGUGGUAACGAUGUACUGCUCGUUCCAAACCAAACACCAUCUGUGCAUGGUCAUGGAAUACGUGGAGGGAGGGGACGUGGCUUCCCUUAUCAAGAACAUAUCAGUACUCCCAGAUGAAGUGGCGCAAAUGUAUUUUGCUGAGACUGUCCUUGCAUUGGAGUACUUACAUAACUAUGGAGUUGUUCAUAGGGAUUUAAAACCAGACAACUUAUUGAUAACAUCGAUGGGCCAUAUCAAGCUGACGGAUUUUGGGUUAUCUAAAGUUGGAUUGAUGUCACGGACAACCAACCUAUACGAAUCACAUCUGGAUACUCAACAACAGUUCAACGACAGACAGGUACAUGGCACACCAGAGUAUAUCGCUCCUGAAGUGAUUCUACACCUUGGGUACGGCACCCCUGUAGACUGGUGGUCAGCUGGCAUAUGUUUGUAUGAAUUUCUUGUUGGUUGCGUCCCGUUUUUCGGCCAAACUCCCGAUGAGUUGUUUAUGCAAGCUAUCAAUGAUGACAUCGUGUGGCCGGAGGGUGAGGACGCUUUAUCCGAAGAUGCGAUAAGUCUCAUCUCGUGUUUACUUGACCGUGACCCGCUUAAUAGACUUGGUAGCAGAGGGGCAUUUGAGGUGAAAAGUCACCCCUACUUUGACAGCAUGGAUUGGAACAACCUUCUUCGGCAAAAAGCUCAGUUUGUUCCUCAGAUUGAUGAUGAAGAAGACACAAGUUACUUUGAUACCCGUAGAGACCGGUACACUCACGACAGUGACAUUCCUGACACAUCAGAAUGUGAUGACGCCACAAAUGACCAAUUCGAUGUUGCAAACUUUUCCUCGAGCACUAAGAGGUUUUCUGAGAAACUGCAAACCAAUAGAAAAGGGUCAAUAGACAGUAACCCCAAAGCUAAAAUUCGCCUCCAGAAUCGCAUAGACGGAAGCCAGAGUGCGACCCAGGAGUCAACUGAUGAUGAUGUUUCGGUAAUAAGAAACCCGUUAGCCAACGUGAAGGUUGAAGCAGAAGAAACUGAUCUUGGGAAGAAGUCCGAUGAUGAAGUUUCAGAAGAAACAAACUCAGUUGUGCCAGCGGAAAUCAUGGGCAGCACUGGAAGCUGCGUUUCUUUAGAAAACUCGGUCAACACUGAGAGUCACACUGGCUCGCAUCGGCGACAGAGCUCUGACAGUUCUCUUGCUAGUGGGAGCAGCCAUACAAGUCCCCUGCUCAGAGCCGCGCAGUCGUCUGAUAAGCAGUGGCUAACCUCCACCCCAAACGCUGCACUACCGGUCCAACUUCAUCGCAAAGUUGGCCAGAGUCUCUCAGACUCCACAGCGCCCCCUACCAUCACAAAAUCGCCGUUAAAUUCAACUCUCGACCGCUCGAGCUCAAAAUCCCCGGAAAUGGGCUGCUUACGUAACAUCAAGAAGUCUCGCAGCAUGUCAGCAGACAGCCCGCUCCUACAAACCAGUGAUAGCAUCAACCCUUCUCCUGAUGCCGGCUCUGCCUUCAAACCAAGUACCACCGUAACCCCUCCCGUGACAUCCCACCAGUUACAUCCACAUCACGCGAUCCGGAACCGAGCCUCUUCCUCCUCAGAAGACAGAGUGCUCCCUCACUCCCCUCUCCUAUCUGUGAUCCCUCAGAAACAAGUAACCCCAGCCACACACCCCCAUUACCCCCACCAUCGCCCCCGAUACCGUCGGAUGUCCUCUUGCUCUUCUGUGGGUUCAUUAAACUACAUGGCAACUGCCAGAUCAGGAACCGCCACCCCUAUACCCAUUGACAAGAUGUUGGACCCGUCUCUAGUAACCCCAGUAACAAAACAGCGAAACCAGUUCAGUCCCACCAGUAGCGUUAGUAGUGAAGCCAAUAGUCCUGACUUGAACAGCCAUCCAAGCCACACACCAAGCAAAACACCUUUUCAGGAGCCGUCAUUAGAAGAAGUGAUGCACCGUAGGUUCCACCACUACCCUGCUAAUUCACCUCGUUCUCGCAACCACAGUGGAGAGAUUAAACGAUCACGUUCGAUCAAGCGUAGCAUUAUUAAAUCAUCAAGUGCGUCUUCUCUGCAGCUGAUGAUACCAAAUAUAGACGACAGUUUACCCCCUUCACCCCUGGCCAGCCCCCGUUCCGUGCACCCACCUCACCCCUCAAUUCUCUCCAACCCCAGCUCCCGAGAUUCCUCUCCCGGCCGAUCCUUCUCCCCCGUCCCAGGGUCACCCCGCCCCCCUAUUGUAAUACCUCGCACCACGCGAGGGUUUGGGUUCAAGAUCCAAGCAAUUCCUGUCUUUCGAAACAACGGGAAUACAUUUGACGUCCAUCACAUUGUAACGCAAGUGGAUGAGAAAGGAUCAGCGUACACUGCUGGGUUAAGAGUAGGUGACCUUAUUACCCAUGUAAAUAAUGAACUUGUGCAGGGUAUGGUUCACACUAGUGUGCUACAACUUAUGUACAGGUCAAAUAAGAUUUCUAUUCAAGCCGUUCCGCUUGAGAGCACAUCAAUUAAAAUCGGGCGUCGUCCGUCCAAAAACCGAUCAAAACCAAUCCGGCGCAGAAAACGCCAGUUUAUUCCGCAUCGAACCGGUUCUAUAACCAGCAAGCGAUACACUGGCACAUCUGCUGGUGGAGGGAGUUCCCCAGCUAUGGUAUCUUCACCCUUGCACUGCUACAAGAACAAGAGACGCGGUUCAAUUAUUCGUAACGGCCGCCAAACAGACACUCGGGUCCACUCACCCCUCUUGACCCCGAACCGUAGUAAAUCAAAAAUGAUGACAUCAGCAUCAAGUGGUGAAAUACAAGAGGCAAGUCACCCCCAAUCUCCCCCGCUGGGUCGUUUGGAACAAGAUCUAAGCAGCGCGUCAUCAAAAAGUACAAGCCCUAACUCAACGUUAUCCGACAGCGCCACGCCCACCCCCUUACUGAUGGCCGACACCAGCACCCCAGGUCCCUCAAAAUCAGCGAGCUUCACCAUGACCCCCAACCCCCGCCCCACCAGCAGACCCAUGUCACUUGAGAAGCUCACCCGUAGCAUCCGGAGUUCUCGGAGGAAAUCCACCGGUCACAUCCCUCUCUCUCCUCUCGCAAGAGUCCCAAACUCCCCGUCUCCGCUCCUCCUAAUUGACCCCUCCUUCACCCAGUCCUCCGAUGCUACUCCCGCAUCCUCAUCCAAGGAUCAGGGUCCGGAGCUCCUCGCAUCCAGGAGCACAGACUCUUCUUCUUCGUCCAAGGUCUUCAGCAUGUUCAAGAGCGGUUCCCGUCAAAAAUUAAAAGCCACAAAACCCCAGCGGUCAAAAUCAUUCAAAGGCGCCCUUAAACAAGACCGUGGAGUUCAACAUAGCGAUCCAAGUUCCACAGAUGUUCCCACGAAUCUCCGAGAUUAGCGCUUCGUUUUUUGUUUCUUUUUCUCCGAUAUAUCAGUUUUUGCACAGUGUUUUGGGCGCCAUCGCCCGCCGUAGUAUUAUGCUUAAUUUAUCGUGUGUCGUACCCGUUUACAAUAGCUUGCACGUAUUUUUACUUACAGCAAGUGUCACCUAACCCCCUUUUUCUCCUUUUCCCGCUAACUGACGUCACCGGUGACGUAAUCAUGCUUGGUGACGUCACACGCCUUGCGACGUCCUCCUUCUUGCUUGCUUAGACAUUAUUCUAAUGUCGCUACAUGCAUUCUGCCACUAUACCCGUCGUCGCCCACACUUGUACAUUUGUACACACACAUGGAGACGACCUUUUUUUCAAACUUUAACUUACCGCACACUAACCUAUAGCGUUAACAACGCGAAAUAAAUUGUGUUUUUUUAUUGGUGA
Messenger RNA from Ciona intestinalis (vase tunicate), 4183 nucleotides. The record is from RefSeq and is a predicted model, not a curated record. NCBI's taxonomy places the organism in Eukaryota, Metazoa, Chordata, Ascidiacea, Phlebobranchia, Cionidae.